AUGUUACAACCGUCAGCCCAUUUCCCCCCGCCGAUCACGUGCAGUCUCGUGGAGGUUACACUGGAUGACCAUCCCAUUUAUGAAGCCCUCUCAUAUGUAUGGGGAGAUCCUAAGCUUCAGUCAACUUUGCAAAUAGAGGGUGCAAGGCUCAAAGUCACGACCAACCUUGAACUUGCUCUUCGAUAUCUACGACUGCCUGACAAGCCCCGCACAAUCUGGGUUGACGCUAUCUGUAUUGACCAGAGCAACAUCGAAGAACGAAAUCAGCAAGUCAGACUUAUGAAAAGCAUCUACAGCUUUUGUGCGGUGGAUUUGGUGUGGGUUGGCGAGUCUGAUGAGUAUACCCAAAGUGCAAUCGACAAUGUCAAGCGCAUGAAGAGUCUGAAUCUUCAACGACUUACUGAUCGGGGUUCGAAGCAUUUUGGAAUUACUGGAUCAGAUGAGCUGGUCUCGCUCUCUGAGUUGGGUCUCGAUUGCGAAGCCUCGCUGGGCCUCCUACAACUCUUUGGAAGCCCUACUCUAUGGGAGCGAGUCUGGGUGAUGCAGGAAAUCGCGUGCUGUCCUCGAGCAGUAUUGGUUAUUGGGAACUUAACUCUGCCUUGGGAGACACUGAGUAGUAUAUUGGAUCAUUCGGGUACCCCCGACCGGUAUCAUCUGCCGUUUUCCCAUCAGUGGUAUGACCAGGAUAUUUGGGAUGCAUUCUCGAAGGUUCAGGUCAUCGAGCAUCAGAGAGAGGCUCUCAAUUUGACGGUUCCGAUCAAUUCAACGCUUUUGGAUGUCUUAUCACGCUUUCGAGCUACUUACAGUUCCGAUCCUCGGGAUAAAAUCUAUGGACUCCUGGGUCUAGCAACAGACAAUCUCGACAUCAUCCCCGACUACAAGAAGACCCCACAAGAAGUCUACAUUGACGUAGCACGAGCUCAGAUAAAUUCGACUGAAAAUCUGGAUAUAAUCACUCAGAGUCUCUGGCCACUCGGGCAUAUGCCUGCCACUGCCCCCCAUGCACACAAAAUGUAUUCCGGCAACCCGUCUUCGCUGGUUGAAAACCUUCCUUCGUGGCUUCCAAACUUCUCCUGCACAGUAGCUAACAAGAUUCUCUUUGCUCAACGUUCGACCUUUUCUGCAGGAGUGGAGAAAUGCAAGUGUCCUGUUGAAAUUUCCCCUGAUGACACGCUUACAGUCGAGGGUAUCGUCCUUGGCGCCAUAACAGCAAUGAAACCCGUUCGGAUGACGGUAUAUCCUCACGACUAUUACUUCUCACCCUGGGCGCGAGACUGGAUGCCCGAGAGUUUAGCAGACCCGAACUCCGAGGACAAAAUAUACGCCACUGGCGGGAAUGCAUUUGAGGCGUAUUGGAGAACUUUGAUGACUGACUGCCUCGCUCUUCCGUCUCGGAGGCUGAGUCAAGGAGAUCUGAAGGAGUACACAGAGAUCUUCAACGAAUGGCGUCGAAAAGCAUCUGUACUUCCGUGGUUUGACCCGAAACUUAAACAGCAUGAUUUGUAUGACGGGGAUCAAGGCCUGAUGAGCAAAAUAGGCGGCAUAGCUAGCAGGACUGGGAUCUCUUCUGUGAUGAGCAAAUGGCAGUUCGCUGAGUUGGGUGGUGGGCUGUACGCCAUGGUUCCUUGGGAAGGACACUUGGGAGAUAAUAAACCAUCGCAAACCGGUGAUUUGGUGGUUGCAGUUGAUGGUGGGAAGGUUCCUCUUAUUCUUCGGGAGAGGAAGAAUGUCGGCCAUCAUGAAAAUGGUGGAGUUAAGUGGGAGGUUAUUGGCACCGCGUAUGUUCAUGGAUUCAUGGAUGGACUAGCAAGCCAGUGGGCUGAGGAUGGAAAGUUGACGAGGAGGGAUUUUGGUCUGAUUUGAUUAAACUCUAACGAAAAUGACCGGAGAUUGACUGUCUCUUUCCAGGAGAGAGGGGAAGGAUGCCUGCGCUCAGUCUGUAAUUAAAAGGACGUACCUAACGAGGCACAGUAUAUUUGUCACUUUGUUUUGUGUUGUAGAGUGUGAGUUUCUUU
Hyaloscypha bicolor E is the source of this 2015-nucleotide messenger RNA. Its product is annotated as HET-domain-containing protein. The transcript has 2 exons. The record is from RefSeq and is a predicted model, not a curated record. NCBI's taxonomy places the organism in Eukaryota, Fungi, Ascomycota, Leotiomycetes, Helotiales, Hyaloscyphaceae. The coding region runs from base 1 to 1863 and encodes 620 amino acids.